Molecule: messenger RNA, 1260 nt
Organism: Zygosaccharomyces rouxii
Lineage: Eukaryota; Fungi; Ascomycota; Saccharomycetes; Saccharomycetales; Saccharomycetaceae
Gene: OPI1
Product: transcriptional regulator OPI1
Exons: 1
Coding region: 1-1260 (419 amino acids)
Biological process (GO): phospholipid biosynthetic process; endoplasmic reticulum unfolded protein response; regulation of transcription by RNA polymerase II
Cellular component (GO): nucleus; endoplasmic reticulum
Molecular function (GO): transcription corepressor activity
Source: RefSeq, a predicted model, not a curated record
AUGGUAAUGUCACUUACAGAACACGCUGGACUGUCAGAAGAGGAUGUGAGAGCAGCUGAAGUACUUGACGUUUUGAGAAAUUCACAUGGGUCACCACCAUCACAGUCAUUUGAACUGCGGGAUCAAGAAAUUCAAGACCAUCAGGAGCACCAACAGGUUAAGCAGGAUUUACAAGUACCCACCCUGUUGGACCGGGUUCGUAGGAACUCUAUUAUCAACAACGUGGUUUCACUUUAUGAGAUGAAUACCAGGAAAAGAUCCGCUCCACCAAAUGCAAAUGUUGCAGGUGGUCUUGGAUCUCUAGCCCCUGCCGUUGGUAGUAGUGGUAAUAGUUUAGAAGAUAGUAAUGCAUUAGAAGAUGAAGCUGAAAAUAGUAAUGAUGAUGAUGAUGAUGAUUACUAUGGCUAUGAGGACGAUGAAGAUAUACAAGCAGUUUCCAAGAGGCAAAAAAUAUCUGAGGCUAUUGCCAAGAGUCGAGGAAAUUUAAAGGAAUACCAAUUAAACAUGUCUAUUGGAUCAAAGAAAAGAUUAAUUGCAUGUCUGCAUCUGUUAAAACUAGCCAAUAAGCAAUUGACCCAAAAAGUUGCUUAUUUGCAAGAACAAGUUGAGUCUGAGAAAUCAAAUGAAGUUAGUGUGGAUGACGGACUAGGAGAACGAGCACAGGAAGAAGAAGAAGAUGAUGACGAUGACGAUGACGACGAAGAAUAUUUUGAUGCCUCUGAAUCUAUAGAUGAUGAUAAGUCGACUGUUAUCAAGAUGGAGGUCGUGGGUACUGUAAAAAAAGUUUACUCGCUAAUAUCUAAAUUUGCGGGAAAUUCAUUACCUGAGCCUGCUAGAACCCAAGUUCGUCAGACUCUAUUGAACCUUCCGACAAAUUGGAGUUUAAGCGCUAACAAUUCGUCGUCAUCAUCCCGCAGGGCUAAAUCUCAAAGGAAGCCAUUAACGACUAAUGGUAAGGUUCUUAUUUUAGCAGAAGAAUCUCUGAGCGUUGUAAGGAACGUGAUGAAUGUCGUUGAUAGCAGUUUGGGUAAAGCUGAAGAAUGGGUCAAACAAAAGCAAGAAUUAAAAGAGAUUUUAAAGGAAAGGUUUAUACAACAACAGUGGAAAAAACAAGUUAGAAAUCAAUUAACAAAGGAAAAAGAAGAGGAAGAGAGAUCCGGUGCUACAAAUGCAUCAAAUGCUCAAAUUGAGGCUGAUGAUGAAAAUUACGAACAAGAUGAGAAUAAGGUGAAGGAUGAGUUAAAAGUUAACGAAUCAUGA